CGCUGCCUCUCGCUGCGUUAGCUCCAGGCAACGUUUCCAAUGCUCCCAGAGGUUUCAUGUUUGCGGGAACGGCCGCGCAUAAGGUACUUCGGCGGCCGGUAUUACUACGGAUCCAUAGAGAUCAUGGAUGCGAGAGGUAGCGUCAGCGCCACGCUGGUACAUACGGUAUGCAACCGUCGAAAUUGCAUCAGCACGACAUUGCGAUAUUGAUACGGAACUCCAACUCGAUGUUAAUCCUGCCGUAAGUGCUCAGUACCGCAAAAGGGAAGGCGAGCAUCAGGAGUUAUUGGAGAGGCUGGCCCGGAUGUUCGAGCUCAACGGACAUAUCGAUUUCUCGAGGCGGCGGCACCAGCAUUGUUAAUGUGUUAGAUGGCACCGCAUCCAUCAACGAUGCGAAGUCGUACCAGGAGAGACCGGGAUGUUAAGA
Messenger RNA from Baudoinia panamericana UAMH 10762, 427 nucleotides. RefSeq lists its product as uncharacterized. The transcript has 3 exons. Bases 128 to 361 code for a protein of 77 amino acids. The record is from RefSeq and is a predicted model, not a curated record. NCBI's taxonomy places the organism in Eukaryota, Fungi, Ascomycota, Dothideomycetes, Mycosphaerellales, Teratosphaeriaceae.